Molecule: messenger RNA, 2837 nt
Organism: Orcinus orca (killer whale)
Lineage: Eukaryota; Metazoa; Chordata; Mammalia; Artiodactyla; Delphinidae
Gene: GOLPH3L
Product: golgi phosphoprotein 3 like
Exons: 6
Coding region: 111-1034 (307 amino acids)
Biological process (GO): retrograde vesicle-mediated transport, Golgi to endoplasmic reticulum; Golgi organization; Golgi vesicle budding
Cellular component (GO): cytosol; Golgi cisterna; trans-Golgi network
Molecular function (GO): phosphatidylinositol-4-phosphate binding
Source: RefSeq, a predicted model, not a curated record
GGUCGGGGGUGGGGGGGUGGGGGUGGGGACAGGUGUCCCCCUGAAAUAGAGCGCAAGCUGCAGCCUGAGUUUGGCCGUAACCCAGGAAAUAACGUCAGAGACAGGUAAGAAUGACCACUUUAACUCACCGGGCCCGUCGUACAGAAGGAGGGAAGAACUCUGAAAAGAAGGUGGAAAGUGAGGAAGACACUAAUCAAGACAGAAGUCAAGACAAUGAGGACACUGAAGACUCUAAGGAUAUCCGCCUCACGCUUAUGGAAGAAGUAUUGCUCCUGGGACUAAAAGAUAAAGAGGAGGAAGGAAAAUGGUACCAGAAAGGAGGUCUGAGAUGCAUGAAGGAAUGGUCAGCAAAGAAUUUGGGUUACACAUCUUUCUGGAAUGACUGCAUAUCAUCUGGCCUGCGAGGGGGCAUCCUGAUAGAGCUGGCCAUGCGAGGUCGAAUCUAUCUAGAACCCCCCACCAUGCGUAAGAAGCGACUACUAGACAGAAAGGUACUACUAAAGUCAGACAGCCCAACGGGUGAUGUUUUACUGGAUGAAACUCUCAAACACAUCAAAGCAACUGAACCCACAGAAACUGUCCAAACAUGGAUAGAGCUACUCACUGGUGAGACCUGGAACCCUUUCAAAUUACAGUACCAGCUGAGAAAUGUAAGAGAGAGAAUUGCAAAGAACCUAGUAGAGAAGGGUAUUCUAACCACUGAGAAGCAGAAUUUCCUCCUAUUUGACAUGACUACUCACCCAGUGACCAAUACAACAGAGAAGCAGCGACUAGUGAAAAAGCUUCAAGACAGUGUCCUAGAGCGGUGGGUAAAUGACCCUCAGCGUAUGGACAAGCGAACACUAGCACUACUGGUGCUAGCCCACUCCUCUGACGUGCUAGAGAAUGUCUUCUCCUCUCUGACAGAUGACAAGUAUGAUGUGGCAAUGAAUCGGGCCAAGGACCUAGUGGAACUGGACCCUGAGGUAGAGGGGACAAAGCACAGUGCCACAGAGAUGAUCUGGGCUGUGCUGGCAGCCUUCAAUAAAUCCUAAAGCCAGCAGGUGGGUUUCUCCUUUUCCCUUACUGGCCAGUGACUGUCAGAGACACCAUCAGCAAGCUUUGUGUGAUGAGAUGUUUUCCAUCAUGUUUUUUCCUUCUCUUGAAUCAAACUCGUUAUUUGGGGAGAGCAACUUCAAGGCUCCUGUAUAGACCUUGACUAUUAUAAGCAGACUUUAUUUUUCCCUAUACUUCCACUCCAGAGGUGAAUAAACUGGGUGAACCAACACACACCCAAUAAAUAUUUUCUCUCAUUUCUUGGUUUACUUCCAUCUAGUGUGCUUUUGCAUUAGCAGGAAUAUCUAAGUGAGAUUUGGAUUUCUCUAGCCACAGAAUGUGAAUGAGAUGUAGAGCAAACCAUUUAUCAUAUAUUUAAAAUUUUAUUUUCCAUUUUAAAUAUAUGUUUUCAGUCUGUCUCUCAGGCUCUGCUAAGUAAUGUAGCUUGUUGAAGUAACCAUCUCUUUGAAUAAGGGGCAAUGGAAACAAAACUAAUUUUCGGAGCAUAUGGUCUCUGGGAUAUAAAUGCGUGUCCCGCUAGUGGUUUUCUCAUUUUUCCUUUUCUAACCUAAUGAGAAUAUUCCAAAUGUGAUUACCUGGUUCUCACAGUCCUAGAACCAGAAAUAUAUUCUCUACUCUCUCUCAGCAUUAUCCUACUCCAUCAUUCAUUAGAACAGAAGUCUAAAUGAAAAAAAUGUAUCUCUCAACCACCUUCUUCAAGCAGUCAGCAAUACAAUUUGCAAAGGGAGGUGGCAUCAGAAUUUCCUCUCUUUAGCACAUGACUAUCCUGAUUCCUCCUGACUACUUUAAAUGUCCCUGCUCUGAUUGAAUUUAGGGAGUUGUAAAUUUCAAUUGCAGAAAGCAGCAUCCUGAGUCCAGACAAUAUAUCUAAACUCUAGAUCUUCUUGUUCCCUAUUUUGGCUUCCUACAUAAAUUGAUAGAUUCUGUCUAUAUUUAAGGGUUCUGGAGGUACUUUUAUCUAUAUUUAAUCCACAGAUACCCUUCUAGUCAUUAGUCUUGUCUCAACACAACCAUCUGUCUAACCAAAUCGCUAAAACAUUUUUUAAUUCAGUAGUGAAUGCAAACAGAAGCUUAUUAAGAAAAAUCCUGUUUAGAAGGGCAAUUUGUUCUUAAAAGCAUCCUGAUAUAAAGUCCAGUAUUUGGGAAUAUAAAGAGGACAGGCACCAAACUGUGCUAAUGUCAAGCAUUUGUUAUGCUGAUACUUUUAAUGGAUCUUGCCUCUUGACAGCUACAGAGAAACGGGCUAUCAAAGGGCUAAUACAGAUGAUCCAGACCUGACAUCAAAUCUUCCUGAUCAGAAGUAAUUAAAUGAAUGAUUGUAACUUUCAUCUUCUCCCCUAAACCUGUCUAGCUCCACAAAAUUCCCAACUCAAUUAACUUUCUUUUUUCACUUUUAGGUAUCACUUAGGUGACUGGAGAUAUAAAUUUUAAAGUGAAACAAAUUCUUAAAUGUGAAGCUGAGUAGAGCUUCAGUCUGGCUCUCUAAAAGUAUAAAAACCAGUCCCUGGUUGCCUCUACCUGACUUAGUUUUUUCUUUCCAUAUGAAAACAAUUCAGCAUGAAUUGAAACCAGGUUUUCCUGUGGAAAGUUUCAGCUUGAUUGGGAGAGUAGAAGUUGAGUUCUUUCUAGCAACUCUUGGUCAGUGUUUAUUUUUAUACUGUAUCUCGAUAAGAUGAAGAUGUCUUCAGUUUGAAUCUGCAUAAUGUUCAUUGCAAAACACCUUUUCAUUUAAUGCAUAUGGCCUUCACAUUUCUGUAUAAUAAAGAUUAUUGUCUCUGGUA